Messenger RNA from Purpureocillium lilacinum, 2238 nucleotides. The record is from RefSeq and is a predicted model, not a curated record. NCBI's taxonomy places the organism in Eukaryota, Fungi, Ascomycota, Sordariomycetes, Hypocreales, Ophiocordycipitaceae.
AUGGCUCCCCAUUCCAGCGCUCCGACCCCGAAGCUCAUGGACGAGAGCCCGCCAGCGUACAACGACGGCGCGGACGACUGCACCCGGCCGCAAGGCAAUGUCCCCGACGACGUCGACCUCGCUGCCUCCUUUGCGAAGCUUACUCUAGGAAACCAGCCCAAGGACCCCGAUGCCGAUACAUGCCUUGCUCACCUGAAGCUCCUCCAUGCGAUCCAGAGCAUGAAGGAGGACGUCGGCUACACAGAUGGCCUGUGGGGUAUCUGGGAUUCCCGAGCGGAGAACCCGCUCGAAGACUUGUUCGGUACACAAGGGCCUGCGCCUGGCGCCGACGAACCCGUGCCUACCGGGGAAGACCGUGUCAAGGCCGCGCUCAGCAGGAUCCGCGAGAAGCGCUGGGCCCUGUUCGUCGCCCGCGCCGUGGACAGAUACGAGUCGUGGUGGCGGAGCCUCCCCAAGGGAUACAUGCUGACCGAGCAAGACAUGGAACAAGAGGGCAACACUCGGUAUAGCAGGUUUCCGUCGACGGGUGCGCUCAUUGACUGGAAGGAACACAUGCUACCACCUCUGGACGUCCUCAUGGUCUUCCACGCCCACAUGCUCAACCCCCGAGCCUUUCUGGAAGACUCAAUGCGCCACGGAAUGGGUACCAUCUGGACCGCCGGUAUGCCGUGGAAGCUGGUCAACGACUCCAUAGAUACCAGGUUCAACUACAACGUGCCCGACUCGGCCAAGGCGCGCUGGGUGGAGAGCACGAACCGUGCGUGGGCGAGUCAGGAGGACUCGAUGACCAAGUCUCUCAAUUGCGCUUUCUGCAAACACGCGUUUUCUGCGCCGUGGACGACAUGCGGGAGAAGCGAGCAAGCGAAAACUGACACACUUCCAGGACUUGUUGGGAAUGGCUACGGAGAUGGCAACUUCAGCCACAACUGCGAGAACUGUGGCUUACAGAACUACAAGGAGCUUCUCUCUGUAUCCAAGUUUGUCCAAGACUCUGCGUUACUUCUUAGCCGGUCCGUCCCGAUGCCCGGCACCAUCCUCGACCCUCAAACCGGCCGGCCGGAGCGUGUUCCGGAAGAACCGAGAUCUCUCUCCUUCCCUCGCACCUUUCCCAACAGGAUGAUUAGACUGGAUCUUCGAAUCAAGAUCAUGGAGCUCAUACGACCGGACGGUGACUUACAUCCGACCAUGGAAACGGUCCGUAGCAUGGUCGAGUCGGUGGUCGGCAGCGACGACCGCGUCCGCAAGAUCGACUCCGUGUCGGCCUUCCGGAGCCGAUACAAACCGCGCAUCCAGGCAAAGGUAUCCGUACGCCAGAUGAUGAGCAGGUACUGGGAGAACUUCUCGUCAUUUGCGCUCGACCUGAGCGGCGCAGUUAUCCGUCAAGGCGUCUUCAUCGACAAGAUGGUCAAGCUCGACUGGCUACAUGCCCCGUCGGCACGAGAGACGAUGCAGCGCCUCAUCAAAAAGUACAAACGUUUCAUCACAAUUAUGCACCUGAACCCGACGCAUGUUGCUGUCCCGACCCUGGACGUCGACCUGGCAUGGCACACGCACCAACUCUCUCCCAUUGCGUACUAUCAUCACACCGUUGAGCUCUCCAGCAAGUUCAUCGACCACAAUGACAAGAUGGACGAGAGCAAACUGAGCGCUGCAUUCGAAUGGACCAGCAAGAAGUACCAGGAGAUGUUUAAUGAAGUAUACAGCGAAUGCACCUGCUGGUACUGCGAGACCCUUCGAUCGGCGAUGGUCUCGUCCGUAGGCAAGUUCCUAGGCUCGAGAGACCAAAAGAUAGCCGACGAGUUCCACAGCUCGGGAGCCGCGAAGCUCUGCCCGCCUGACAAUUCAGCCCACAUCUCCGCGCACAACGCUGUACGCUCCAUUGAGACGGUCGAACGGCAGCGGGUCUCAAGCUACCUGCGGGCUCGGCACCAGGAGAAGCUUGACCGGAACUACGAGCGGGCCCAGAAGCGCGCGCAGAAGAAGGGCCGUGAACUGCCGCCGAAGGACGAAUACUAUAACCACUGGGGUUACAGCUACUACAUGUACUCCCCUUUCAUGUUUCCGUACUACUAUGCGCCGGGCCUGGGGGCGCGUGCGGCGGCGCCGGUGGUUGUGGAGGAGCAGGAGGCUGUGGAGGAGGAGGUGGUUGCGGAGGAGGAGGAGGAGGUUGUGGUGGAGGCGGCGGCGGAGGCUGCGGAGGCGGCGGCGGCGGCGGCUGCUGAAAGCACCACGUCGUGA